This is a messenger RNA of Etheostoma spectabile (orangethroat darter), 3831 nucleotides long. It is a transcript of the gene ntn5, whose product is annotated as netrin 5. The record is from RefSeq and is a predicted model, not a curated record. Gene Ontology annotation, biological process: dendrite development; tissue development; motor neuron axon guidance. NCBI's taxonomy places the organism in Eukaryota, Metazoa, Chordata, Actinopteri, Perciformes, Percidae. Gene Ontology annotation, cellular component: basement membrane. Gene Ontology annotation, molecular function: protein binding.
GCUCGAUGACAUGAUGUUCCUGUGCUUUUCCCUUCCCCCGUCCACCUCUCUUUUCCCCGUUUCCCUUCUAGUCCUCUUUUUCUUUCCUCCAUCCCCCGUCUCCUCUUCCCUUUCCCACACCCCGUUGAGCUGGACAUCACCUCAUGACCCCUGCUACUACCUGGACGGCCGCCCGCGACACUGCCUGUCGGAGUUUAUUAACGCGGCCUAUGGCGUCCCAGCCAAUGCUAGCCACUCGCUACAAGGGCUUGAUUUUGACAACAUCACCACCUUGACGGACCUGCACAACCCUCACAACCUCACAUGCUGGACGGCUCACAAAGGUCCUGACGCCGGAGAAUGGGUCCUCACGUUACCUCUGGGCCGCCGCUUUGAGAUCACCUACAUAAGUUUGCAGUUUUGCCAACAGGGGGAACCAUUGGACCCAAUCUCCAUCUCCAUACUCAAGUCGAUGGACUUUGGACGCACCUGGAGGCCGAUGCAGCAUUACUCCAGCGACUGCCAAAGAAACUUUGGGCUGCCUUCCCAAACAGUGGCCCAGGCAAGACACCAAGAAACAGAGCCCCUGUGCUCAGACCCUCGCCCCCUACAAAAGCAGAGGGGCGGCAUGGUGUUGGCCUUCUCCACACUGGAUGGACGACCAUCCUCUCCUGAUUUUGACCACAGCCACACCCUCCAGGACUGGGUGACAGCCACGGACAUCCGUGUGGUCUUUCACCAGGUGUCCAUAGAAGCCAAGGUAGGCAACUCGGACAAGAAAGAGGAAGCACGAUGGUGGGAUGGUGCAGUAGAUGACAGAGGGACUGGGCUUCUGAGGUGGAGAUCAGGCUCCAAGGGGAACACCAGAGAUCAGGUGGACAAGUUAAACACAGAUAAUACACUGGCAUUAAGGCGGAAGAACAAAGGGGAGAAAGUGGACAAAUAUAGAAGGAAGGGUAAUUAUAAAGGGUCAGGUCAAGACGAAGAUGGACACAAUGUGACUAGCAAAGAGAGGGGUGAUAGUUAUGGCACCGACACACCUGCUUCCCCAAAGAAAGGCAGUAAAGCCAGAGGGCGGGGCCGCAAGAAGGAAAACAAUCAUUGGCCCUCUUGUCCCAAUGGAGGUUGUAAUUGGACAGUUGAGGGGCGGAGCAGGAACAACAAGGGGCGGGAACUGAGGAAGAGGAGAAACAACAAUCCCAACACAAAACAAAGCUCAAGGAAUCUGCAAGUGGCCCCACCCUCUGCUGUCCGAGCUCCUCUUUCCCUCUCAGAUCUGCAAGUUGGUGGCAGGUGCAAAUGUAACGGACACGCUUCCAAGUGUCGCCGUGAUGACACAGGCCAGGCAGUGUGCAUAUGUGAGCAUCACACAGCUGGGUCAGACUGUGAUGUGUGCGAGGGUUUCUACUGUGACAGACCGUGGCAUCGAGCUACGCCCACACACCCAAACCCCUGUGUUGCAUGUGAGUGUAACGGCCACUCAAACAAGUGCCGCUUCAGCAUGGAGGUGUUUCAGCAGUCGGGCCGGCGGAGCGGAGGUGUGUGUCAGAAGUGUCGCCACAACACGGCCGGACGUCAUUGCCAGUACUGCCAGAACGGAUACACCCGGGACCGCAGCAAGCCGCAGAACCACCGCAAGGCCUGCCAACCCUGUCAGUGCCAUCCUUUGGGAGCAGUGGGACGCUGGUGUAACCAGACAUCAGGUCAGUGCCUGUGUCGAGAAGGGGUGACCGGCCUCAGGUGUAACCGCUGUGCUCCGGGUUAUAAACAGGGCAAGUCCCCUCUGCGGCCCUGCAUACGAAUUCAAGAAGUUGCUCCAACCCCAAUCUAUCAACCUCAGUACAGCAUAGCGGAGGAGUGUGUUUCAUACUGCCAGCCUUCUCAGGUUAAAGUCAGGAUGAACUUGGAGACCUAUUGUCUCAAGGACUUUGUGUUGAAGGUGCAGGUGAGAGAGAUGGAGCGUUCAGGUCCGUGGUGGCAGUUCUCCAUCUUAGUCCAAACUGUCUUCCGCACGGGGUCCAACUCGCGCGUCCGCAGGGGCUCCCAGUCCCUCUGGGUCCCCGACCGCGACCUUGGUUGCGGCUGCCCAUCCCUCCACGUGGGUCGGACCUUCCUCCUGAUUGGUGCAGAGGAGGGUGAGCGGGGCUGGGGCCCUGAGGAGAGGCGGCUGGUGGCAGACCGCUCCACUAUGGCCCUCCAGUGGCGGGAACACUGGAGCCCCAAGCUGAGGGGCUUCCGUGGGCAGGACAAGAAGGGCAGUUGCCCACCAAAAUCCCCCAACAAUCACCAGCACCCCCAUCACAGAAAGCCCCAGUCUGGGUACAUCCCCCCACACCUGCUACACGAGAAACACACCGAGCCUCACAGUGUGGACACACACUCUGUGAAAGUGGAGGACACUCAAACCUUAGUGGCGCCACACACACACUCUCACACAGAGGCAGAGGUUAAAGCCACAACACCCGCUCUGGUUUGCUCUUCUCAAGCUCCUGGUUGAAAAACAAAAAACACAAAGAGACCAAGGAGAAGAAAAGUGCUCUUGUCAGACUUCGUUUUAUAGUUUUUUCCAAAAGGUUUCAGGAGGAACAGGCGUGACUUUUCUUCGGAGAAACUCCACAACUCACAAAAAGCAUACACACCAUUUAUGUAAUAUUUAAAUGCUUAUGUAAAGAUGUAAAGAAACACACAUUUCCUCAUCUAAAGUAGUUGUUCAUAUGUGGGUUUUUUGGAGGGUAAAGGUCAACUUUCUGCAGCAAAUCUCACAGCUGAUGAAAAAAUAUAUAAAAAUUCCACCAACAGAAUUGGUGGUAUGAAAUAUUAGUGUAGAAAUUUAUUUUCUUCUAAAGAACCUUUCAAAGUUUUAAUUGUGACUGAAAUGCAAUGCAGUAUUUUUGUCUCAUACAGACUUUUUAAAUAGUUUGAAUCAUAUUUAUUCUUGAAACACUACAAACAAGGGUAAACUACAGUAAAAAGAAAACAACAUAAGAUACCCACCAAGUCUUACAUUUUUAAAUAAAUUAAAAAAAGGAGAGUGGCCAUGUUGUUUUUUAUUUUUUGAUUACUAUUUUGCCAAUAAUACUUUAUUAUCCAUCCAUCUUUGUCCGCUUAUCCUGUGUCAGGUCACAGGGGUAGCAGCUCCAGCAGAAAAUACAAUACAAUACAACAAAAUUAUAUUACAUGUAUUAAAUUGCAAAAAUAUCCACAUUAAAUAGCUUAAAACUGGCAAAACAUGUACAGAACCAAUUUAUUUACAAUUAAAUUUUAGUGUAGUCACGGUGCAUCCUGUCAAUCUAAAUUUGAAACACAGGAUAUUGUGCCGGUAAUUUGUGAACUAAUAAUGGUGUCAAAUUCCUAAAAAACAUUUUUAUCAGGGACAAUUGUAUUAUGUCCAAAAGUCAAAUUACUUUCUAAUGCAGUGUUGCAUUUUUUCUUCACAUUUUUUCAGUAGUAGUAGUAAUUAAGCUCCAGUUCACUGACUUUAACACACACACACACACACACACACACACACACACACACACUUACCUAUGCACGCACACACAGAAACACACACACCUACCUCAUCUUUGAUUUGGCUUAGUCAAAAGUCAUCUGGUAGCCAGCCACUACAUUAUUUGGGGAAAUUAACACAAUCUACAAUCUGCUCCUUCGUUGAACAGCUGACACAGAGACCAAACUAACUUCAGCCUUAUUUUCUAACCAUAUAGGAAUCCUCAGAUAGACUCUUAGGAGCCCAGAUAUGGAUCUAAAAAGCAUCGGUCUGAUCUGUCGUCAUGACUUCUGUUUCCUUUUGGGAGAAAUAGCGUCAUAACCCAGGGGAACUGAUGGUGUGUGUGUGUGUGUGUGUGUGUG